AAGAUGUGAUUUACAGUGUUGUGAGGGCUUUAGGAAAGUCUUUUGCACAAAAGUGUAAUGAAGUCUGACUGUAAUGCUGUGGUUUUGUUGGCUAAAUUACAAAAGCAUUGCACACGUAAAUAUUAGGCUUUAUAUGCAAAUGUCCCACAUCUGAAAUUCGUUUUGGUUUCAUUAUGAACAUUUCAUGUUACACCUGCUCAACGACAUCACAUCAUUUAAAGCGAAGUAGAAGUUGGACAUCACUGACAUUGUGCCAGCGAACCCGAAGCAGCAUCAAGAGCAGAAAUCAGCCAAACGGACGCAUAGUCAGAGAACUGCGGAGUCGAGGAAACAGCUGAAUGAUGAGUGCUGCUCAGAGUCCGACAACACUGGAGACCAGACUGAAGGCCCUGCAGUGCCACUUCACCUGGGAUCUGGACCCUGGCAGGUCCGAACUUUUCCGACUCAGGGACAAGCUGGAGGACAUCGGCACCGAGGAGGGAAACAGCUGGCUGGGUCACAUUUACAACCUGCGGGGGUUCAUUCAGGACAAGCUGGAGGACAUCGGCACCGAGGAGGGAAACAGCUGGCUGGGUCACAUUUACAACCUGCGGGGGUUUAUUCAGUACAAGCUGGGGUUCACCGAAGACGCCCAGAGUUUGUUCAGCAGGGCUGCAGAGGCCUUCCGCCAGAUGAGAAACACAGAUGAGGGCCCCUGGUUAGUGGUGAACUACGGGAACCUGGCUUGGCUGCACCACCACCUGGGAGAACAAGCAGAGAGUCAGGCUUACCUGUCGAAGGUCGACGCCCUGAUGAAUACAUACCCAUCUCCAUCCCAGGACGAGCUCCAUCCAGAGAUCUACGUGGAAAAAGCCUGGACCCUGAUGAAGUGCAUCAAAGACAAAGAGGCUGCAGAUUACUUCGAGAGAGCCAUCAGGAUGCAGCCAGACAUGGUGGAGUGGCACACCAGCCAUAUGUUAGCAUUAGGCAGUCCCUUUAAUUUCAGCAACAAAGAGCUGGAAGCUAACGUCUUGGAGAAAAUGAGAAUCGCCAAGGAGCAGGAUCCAGAGAGCUUGCACCUCGCAGUUCACUACCUUGAGCAAUGUGCUAAGAAAGGAGAAAGAAUCAAAGAUGAAGCGCGUGAGUUAGGCAGACAGGUUUUGAGAAAUCCCGUCAUCAGCUGCAGCGGUAUGAAAGCAUUACUAUGGGUUUACAAGAAAUAUGUAUCUGUUGAUGAGGCCAUUGAUUUGGCAGAGGAGGCUCUGGAAAACCAUCCAGAUGUACGUUAUCUGAAGUCAUGUGUUGCACUCUGCUACAAAUGGAAGAUCACAUCUUCCGAGGAAAGUCGCCCAGAAAAAAGCGUGAUAGACAGAGCAAUCAGUCUCCAUAAGGAGGUGAUUUCUCUUUACCCUCAUUCUUCAUUUGAUAAGAAAAUAGACCUCGCAAAUAUAUACGCAAAGUCAAAUCUGGAUAAAGCUGAUGGGAUGUACCAGGAACUGCUAAAAAGCGACCUGGAACCUAAAGACAAACAGAUGCUUUACAACAACUAUGCAAUAUAUUUAAACUUCUAUCGGCAGGAUCGUGACAGGUCAAUAACAUAUCACAUGAAGGUGGUUGAGAUACCACAACAAUCCUUCUAUCGUAAGAGCAGCAUCAGAGUUCUGAAGAAGAUUAAAGAAAAAGGCAGGAACCAAAGGUGUAGAGAAAUAGAGGAGUUUCUGGCGAACCUGCAAAAGCCAUAGAGUUUUUAACAGAACUGGUUCUAAAUCCAGAAAGAAAUGUAGGUAUCCCCUUUACCUAAAAAAAUCUUUAAUUACUCAUUAAUUUGAUUACAUACACAUUAGGAAAACUUGUGGAAAAUAUUUGUGGAAAUUGUGGAAAAGAUUACUUCUUAAAAUAAAAUAAAAAUGGAAGUGAGAAACUUAACAGUGAAGACCCACUGAUCACAGUGACAUUAAGUCAAGUUUGGCCCAGAUUUACUUCACCCUGCAAGUGAAUCCUCUGAGGGUGAUUCCAUUGAAACUAACUAUACAUUUGCACCGAGAAACUGUCAGCAGUAGUGUACUCGAUCUGUAUGAAACUGAAUCAUUCAGUAACACUGGCGUGGUCCUUUAAAUAACAUCCACUGUGGACAUGUUCAAAUGUCAUUACAUAAUUCAGUAAAUUACAUUAUUAGUUCAAAUAGAUUUUGAUCAGAUGUUCCUUUUCUUAACUUACAUGUAACCGUGGUGUUUACUAUAUUCCUGCUGUGUUUAUUAUUUUCCUUAGCACUGUAUUUUAGGUUUGUAUGAGAACAUUAUACACUCUGUAUAAAAUUUGCUUUGCUGUAAGCUUUGGAGUGGUGACAUAUAAACCUCUCUGAUUGGUAAUGUAAUAGUUACUUUGAUGUAUAACCUGAAUAUUAUCGCCAGAUUCAACUGAUUGUAUUCUUAGAAAGUAUGUUGAGCUGUGUCUCAGUUGUACACAAUACUAAUACUAUUAAAUAUACAUGAUGUACACUAAAAA
This is a messenger RNA of Siniperca chuatsi (mandarin fish), 2484 nucleotides long. Its product is annotated as interferon-induced protein with tetratricopeptide repeats 1B-like. Gene Ontology annotation, biological process: defense response to virus. The coding region runs from base 339 to 1721 and encodes 460 amino acids. Lineage: Eukaryota; Metazoa; Chordata; Actinopteri; Centrarchiformes; Sinipercidae. Gene Ontology annotation, cellular component: cytosol. The transcript has 3 exons. Gene Ontology annotation, molecular function: protein binding. The record is from RefSeq and is a predicted model, not a curated record.